Messenger RNA from Plutella xylostella (diamondback moth), 1665 nucleotides. The record is from RefSeq and is a predicted model, not a curated record. Lineage: Eukaryota; Metazoa; Arthropoda; Insecta; Lepidoptera; Plutellidae.
ACAGGAAGCUAUACAACAUGCUCGUUUCGCUUCAAACGUAACAGGAAAAUAUCAAAGCAAAGGUUUUUAUCAAAUAUCGUGAGGUCACAUUCAGUCUAGCGUCUCGCUUGUACUGUUCGCACGUAAGAUAUAUUAUGUAUCUCAGUAUUUAUGUGAGUUAUUGUUUAACUCUAGUAUUGCUGUGUAGUUGUCAAGUAAACAAUACUAGUGGAGGUGAACGAAAACUACCUGCCCCGCAGAUUGAGGCACUAUUCCCAAGGGGACUGAAAGUUACUGUACCUGAUUUUGGGUUCACAAUCGUGACUUUCCACGGCAACGUGAACAAGACUAUCCGUGACAUAGAGAUAGGGAGUCUGACACUGUGUGACGUCCAGACUCCGAAUGACACCGAGAACAGAGCGUGGGUGCUCCGGGACAACAACGUGAAGUUAAAUUUAGGGGACACCCUGUACUACUGGAUCAGCGUUCAUAACAAGAAGCGGGUCAGUCGACGAACUUAUCCCACGGAGUAUGAGAUUUUUGAAUAUUCCUACGAGGAUCAAAGCUACAGUAUAACCAGCAGUGACCCCACUGACACGUGCCCAGUUCAGGAUUGUGAGGCUUCAGAGACUGUGGUCCAAGGUUCCAAGUCUGUGUGCAAGGGACAGCUGAUAUUUGAUGAGAAAUUCGGAAGAAAUAAACAUGGCCUUAGCAAUUGGCAUGCUGAGGUCAUGUUUCCUGAAGGUCCUGACUUUCCCUCCAACGUUUACAUGGAAGCAGAAACGAUAAGUUUAGAAAAUGGAAAUCUAGUCAUUAAACCCUUGCUGUUGGAGGACUACUACCAUGAAGGAAUCUUAUAUGAAGAACUGGACCUAAGCAAAAUCUGCACAGGUCGCCUGGAGACCACGGAGUGCAGCCGCAGGGCGUCCGGCGCCAACAUCCUGCCCCCCGUGGUCACCGGCAAGGUCACCACGAGACAAACCUUCAACUUCAAGUAUGGCAGGAUCGAAGUCUGCGCCAAACUUCCCGCUGGUAGCUGGCUUGUUCCAGAGAUCAACUUGGAGCCUCGCGACAAUAUCUACGGGAACGGCCGCUACGCAUCAGGCCUCAUGCGAAUAGCCUUCGCCCGAGGGAACCCCAACAUGACCACCAGUCUGUACGCAGGACCGGUCCUCUACAGCAAGGAACCCUUCAGAUCUGCCCUGAUAAAGGAGAAGAUCGGCCAAGAGGAUUGGCAUAAGGAAUACCAUAAUUAUACCUUGGUUUGGAGAAAAGACGGCAUCCAUCUCCACGUGGACUGCGAAGAAUACGGGCACAUCGAACCCGGGACCUUCUUCCAGCUGGCGGAGUCCAGCGGGGUGCAGCACGCCGACCGCUGGCUGUCUGGCACCAACAUGGCGCCACUGGAUGAGCUGUUCUACCUGUCCCUCGGCCUACGAGUAGGAGGCGCGAAUGACUUCCCCGAUGGGGGCGCCAACAAGCCGUAUCAGAACGGGGAGCGGCGAGCGAUGCUCAACUUCUGGGAGCACAGGGACGCCUGGCUCCCCACCUGGACUGACAGCAGUCUGAAGGUGCACUAUGUGAAGGUGUACGCUUUAUGAUUUUUGUAGAUAGUAGGAAUAGUAGAUGGUAUAGCUUUGUUGUACGUGAAGAUAGUGAGACUUAGUUUAUUAUGUAUUUAUUAUG